This is a messenger RNA of Trichoderma atroviride IMI 206040, 1455 nucleotides long. RefSeq lists its product as uncharacterized. Gene Ontology annotation, cellular component: protein phosphatase type 2A complex; cytosol. The record is from RefSeq and is a predicted model, not a curated record. Gene Ontology annotation, molecular function: protein binding; protein phosphatase regulator activity. Lineage: Eukaryota; Fungi; Ascomycota; Sordariomycetes; Hypocreales; Hypocreaceae.
AUGGUCGACAGCGAAGCGAACUCACCAACAUGGAAGUUUACCCAAUGCUUCGGCGACAAGGGCGAUGUGGAGGACAUCACUGAAGCCGACAUAAUCUCGACGGUGGAAUUUGAUCACACGGGGAACUACCUUGCUACUGGUGACAAAGGAGGGCGAGUGGUUCUGUUUGAACGAAACGAGACGAAAAAAUCUUGCGAAUACAAAUUCCACACCGAGUUUCAAUCCCAUGAGCCCGAGUUUGACUACCUCAAGUCUCUCGAAAUCGAGGAAAAGAUCAACAAGAUCAAGUGGUGCCGUCGACAGAAUGCCUCUCAUUAUCUCCUAUCCACCAAUGACAAGACGAUCAAGCUGUGGAAAGUGUUCGAAAAGUCUCUUAAAGUGGUGGCUGAGAACAACCUUUCCCAUGAUAUAACGCCCGGGGGUGCGGUAGGCGGUGGCGGCGGCGGCCUUCGAGCUCUCCCUACAUCCCAGCAAUUCAGGGACGCCGCGGAUCUGAAGCUGCCUCGCCUCACGCACCAUGAUACCGUUGUUGCCGCCGUCCCCAGACGAACUUAUGCAAACGCUCACGCAUAUCACAUCAACAGCAUAUCGGUAAACAGCGAUGGUGAAACCUUCAUCAGCAGUGACGAUUUGCGUAUCAACCUCUGGAAUCUCAAUAUCCAGGACCAGAGCUUCAACAUAGUCGAUAUCAAACCCGCCAACAUGGAAGAGCUGACCGAGGUCAUCACUGCCGCUGAGUUUCACCCAAUCAGCUGCAACUGGUUCAUGUAUGCCAGCUCAAAGGGCACAAUCAAACUUGCUGAUAUGCGAGAAAGUGCUUUGUGUGACCAGCAUGCAAAAUUAUUCGAGCAAGAGGAAGAUCCUUCAUCAAGGUCAUUCUUUUCUGAAAUCAUUUCGUCAAUAUCCGAUGUGAGAUUCUCUUACGACGGGAGAUAUGUCCUGUCACGAGACUACCUCACCGUCAAAAUCUGGGACAUCAACAUGGAGCGGCAACCGGUCAAGACGAUACCCAUUCACGAGCAUUUGCGACCCCGGUUAUGCGACACGUAUGAAAACGAUAGUAUUUUUGAUAAGUUCGAGGUCGUAUUUUCCGGCGACGCCAAGAAUGUCAUGACUGGAAGCUACAACAAUAACUUCAUGAUUUAUCCCUCCGAUCCGGAUAAGGAAGUCGAGGUGGUUCUUCAGGCGGACAAGUCGGCUUUCAAAGCAAAGAAGGUGGGCGUUCCUACACCCAUUAACUCAUCCACAAGCCCAACAGCUGCGAAUGGUGGCAAGAAGGGAGGUUCACGGGCGGGCAGCCCGGCUGGUGGUGCGCAGGGCCAAAGGAUGCGGAAAGAGACGGACGCAGACCAGAUCGAUUUCAAUAAGAAAAUACUACACAUGAGUUGGCAUCCGUUUGAGGAUAGUAUUGCCAUAGCCGCGACCAAUAAUCUCUUUGUAUUUUCAGCACUGUAG